AUGGAGAUGCUGCAUCAAAUUCAGUUGAAUAUUCCUUUGAUGGAUGACUUGAGGGAGAUGCCAGGUUAUGCAAAGAUGAUGAAAGACCUAAUGUCACGAAAGUUUGAUUUUCAGGAUCUAUCCACAGUAACUCUGACGCAGACCUGCAGCGCUGUAGUGACCAGACCGAUGGCUCAAAAGAUGUCCGACCCAGGUAGCUUCACUAUUCCGUGCACGAUUGGGAGUUACGCCUUUGCAAAGGCAUUAUGUGAUUUGGGAGACAACAUGAAUUUGAUGCCUCUGGCUGUAUAUACCAAACUGAGCAUUGGCAGAGCUAGACCGACUUCGAUGCUAUUGCAACUGGCUGACCGCACGGUAAAAAGACCUACUGGGAUUCUUGAUGAUGUAUUGGUGCAAGUGGGGAAGUUCGUGUUCCCUGCAGACUUUGUUAUUCUGGAUUAUCAGGUAGAUGAGGAGAUACCUAUCAUUUUAGGUAGGCCAUUUUUGGCCACUGGGAGAGCCCUGAUCGAUUGUGAGACCAGGGAAUUAAAAAUGAGACUGAACGAUGAAGAAGUCAUAUUCAAUGUUCAGCAAUCUAUGAUGAGACCCAAUGAAUAUGCGAAUUGCUCUCUAGUGAAGGCAGUGGAUGUGAUCCUGCAAGAAGAGGAUGUGACCCUGACUGCUAAAGAUCCAUUGGAGGCAUGUCUGAUAAAUUUAGAAGAAAUGGAUGGUGAAAGGUUGGCUGAGUGGGUCAUCGCACUUGAAGGCCAAGGAUUUUGGAAAAGGGAAUCUCAGUUCGAGUCCCUUGAGUUAGAAAAAAGGGCUACACCUCCAGCAAAACCAUCGAUAGAGGAACCAACCAAGUUGGAGCUGAAGCCACUCCCAGCUCACCUCAGGUCAUAUUUGAUUGGCUCGAAAGUUAUUGUUUACACUGACCAUGCAACAAUUAGAUACCUGAUAGAAAAGAAGGAGUCAAAGCCACGCUUGAUUCACUGGGUUCUUCUGUUACAAGAAUUUGAUCUGGAAAUACGUGACCAAAAAGGGACAGAGAACCAAGUAGUUGACCCCCUCUCAAGAGCAUUCGCACAGCUAUUGGAAAAAUAUGGAGUUCGUCAUAAAGUGACUACCCUGUACCACCCACAAUCGAGCGGGCAAGUUGAAGUGUCCAACAGGGAUAUUAAAAGUGUCCUCACAAAUACAGUGAAUGCAACAAAGACUGACUGA
Nicotiana tabacum (common tobacco) is the source of this 1203-nucleotide messenger RNA. NCBI's taxonomy places the organism in Eukaryota, Viridiplantae, Streptophyta, Magnoliopsida, Solanales, Solanaceae. The record is from RefSeq and is a predicted model, not a curated record.